Messenger RNA from Exophiala dermatitidis NIH/UT8656, 465 nucleotides. RefSeq names its product protein mago nashi. Gene Ontology annotation, biological process: RNA splicing. The transcript has 6 exons. The coding region runs from base 1 to 465 and encodes 154 amino acids. Lineage: Eukaryota; Fungi; Ascomycota; Eurotiomycetes; Chaetothyriales; Herpotrichiellaceae. The record is from RefSeq and is a predicted model, not a curated record. Gene Ontology annotation, cellular component: nucleus; exon-exon junction complex.
AUGACAAACAUCAACGAGCCGUUUUACGUGCGCUACUAUUCCGGUCACUCAGGCAGGUUUGGUCAUGAAUUCUUAGAGUUUGACUUCCGAGUCGUUGGCGACGGACGAAGCGCAACCGCAAGAUACGCCAACAAUUCCAACUACCGCAAUGACUCACUCAUUCGCAAAGAGAUGUGCGUCAGCGCUCUUCUGAUCUCCGAAAUCAAGCGUAUCAUCAAAGACAGCGAGAUCAUGAAGGAAGAUGACUCCCGGUGGCCGCAGAAGAACAAGGACGGCAGACAAGAGCUGGAAAUCCGGCUGGGAAGUGACCAUAUCCAGUUCGAAACGGCCAAGAUUGGUUCUCUUGGAGACGUGACAGAUUCGGCGGAUCCUGAAGGGCUGCGUGUGUUUUACUAUCUUGUCCAGGAUUUAAAGGCACUGGUAUUUUCUUUAAUUUCACUACACUUCAAGAUCAAGCCAAUCUAA